AUGGCAACUAAUGACCAUUUUUCUCUUCCAUUAAGGACUGCCCACCGUGUGGUCCUGGGUGCAUUUGACCGCUCCUCCACAUCUGAGCAAAUCCAGACCAAGAGUAUCAGCAAGGUCUUCAGCUCCAGUUACAACUCCCAGACCUUCGUCAAUGACAUCACCUUGAUCAAGCUGGCCACACCCGCCACCUUCAACAUCCGCGUGUCUCCCGUGUGUCUUGCUGCUUCCUCUGAUGUCUUCAAUGGAGGAGAAUUGUGCAUCACCUCCGGAUGGGGAUACACCAAUGCUGCCACAAAAACCCUCCCAGCUAAGCUCCAGCAGGCAACUCUUCCCAUCGUGAGCAACGCUGAUUGCCAGAGAGCCUGGGGGUCCAAAGUUCAGGCCUCCAUGAUCUGUGCCGGGGCCUCUAAUGUCUCCAGCUGCAUGGGUGACUCUGGUGGACCCCUCGUGUGCCUGAGGAACGGAGCCUGGAACCUGGCUGGUAUCGUGUCCUGGGGCAGCGCAUCCUGCAAUUUAUUCUACCCUGUCGUCUACACUCGUGUCAGUAGUUUCAGGACCUGGGUGGACCAGAUUAUUGCCAAAAACUAA
Messenger RNA from Staurois parvus, 588 nucleotides. The record is from the annotation of a GenBank genome assembly. Lineage: Eukaryota; Metazoa; Chordata; Amphibia; Anura; Ranidae.